UAAAGUACUAAGCAGUCUUGAAAGAAAGAGAAAAUUCAGAUGGGGCCUGAAACGAUGAAGGGGCCUUUUUGGAUCGUGUCUUGUUUCUUCGUAUUUGGUUGUCUUCAGGUGUUCUUCCGCGAGGUGAUAGCCUUGGCUUCUUUGGAUGCGUUCGCUGAAAGUUCUGUCGCAAUGAAGCAAGCUAUGGUAGUGUCAGGGAUGUCACCGGUAAUGGUUAAACUAGUUGUUCCAUGGGUCUCGUGGAAAGUUCUUCCAUACAGUGGCAAACUCACCCUGCCGUUUGUCCUUUAUACAGCUGCAUUUGUGAUCACCACUGUUGCUAGUUCACCCGCAUCACGGUAUGUUGGCGUUAUUUCUCUUGACGUAGGCAGCGCAAUGGCAGAAAGUACGUUUCUUUCUCUUGGAGCUUUUUAUGGGGACGUCGCCGUUAUCAGUUUCGCAGCCGGGGGUGGAUUGGGUACAGUAUUAGGUGCUGUUUAUUACUCAGGUAUAUCAACAUGGACGUGUGUUCCGCCAAGAAUCGCAGUAUCAUUUCUGAUCCCCUCCACGUUCUUUUUCGUUAUUACGUUUGUGGUCUUGGACAAGUCCUACGUCGAUCAACGAUCGGAAAACAACUCUACUUCCUUCCCAGAUGUUCACUACGAUACUUUUGGCGAUCAAAAAAAGAGAGCAAGCCAGUUAAGCACGAUGACAGUAAAAGUGCGAACCUUACUCCACUUAUUCAUGCCCAUAACUUACCUCUUUAUGCAAUACUUUGCGGAUCACCUCUCGAUUCAAACGAUCAUCCCAACACUGGCAUCCACAGGCGAGGCCCACGAUCUCCGUAUUGGUCAUUACACUUACUACUCGCUCGCUCAUGAUAUCGGCUCACUGAUUGGACGCUCCUAUCUUCUGCUGCUUGCAAUCACAUGCCCAUGUGUAGCCAGUCAUGCGCAAAUCAAACACAUGUGGAUACUAGCUACUGGUGGUAAUAUCAUGAUGUUUUGCCUUGUGUUUUUGUCAUGGUUUCACCCUAUUAUUGAAGUGGAAGUCAUCCUGGUUUCAUGCUUCAUUAUUGGCCUUAUAGCAGGGAGCCAUUACGCAAACUCGCCUCUUGUCAUAACUGAACAAGUUAGAAAUGUAACUGAGGGAGAGUUCGCACUGGGCAUACUCACACUGGGAUCAUCCGCUGGAAUGUAUGCGGCUGGGCUCUUAGGAUUGUUCUUGAAGCCAUAUCUAACUCAGCACUGUCUGUUUGUGUUAGGCAAAAACUUCCCAAAAAAAUUUUUCAGUUUCAAAGGAUGGAUUGAAAACGCACACUGUCGAUAAUACCACAUGAAAUACUUGAGGACUAAAGUUGGUUAUGUUGAAUAGUUAAGCUCCACACUGAGAAAGGUUUGUCCAUGGCAUUUACAGCAUUCAUCAGAUUGAACGCCACCACGUUUAUAAAAUUAUUCGCGAUUCGUGUGCGGUGUUUAUUCUAUGGCGGCGUUUAUUUAGUACAGGAAAAUGUAUGUCAAAGUAAAUUUUUGAAAAACUUUUCAAAGUCAAUUUUUGUCGUCGUCGGACAUCAUGUUUACAAGUCAGUUUAGACCCCCGUGACGGAUCAGGAACCAGAAUGCACAUGACACGCGCGAGGAAGCAAAGGAACAUGAUGUUGACGU
Molecule: messenger RNA, 1643 nt
Organism: Stylophora pistillata
Lineage: Eukaryota; Metazoa; Cnidaria; Anthozoa; Scleractinia; Pocilloporidae
Biological process (GO): regulation of intracellular pH
Cellular component (GO): vacuole; membrane
Source: RefSeq, a predicted model, not a curated record